Molecule: messenger RNA, 843 nt
Organism: Dufourea novaeangliae
Lineage: Eukaryota; Metazoa; Arthropoda; Insecta; Hymenoptera; Halictidae
Exons: 5
Coding region: 169-681 (170 amino acids)
Source: RefSeq, a predicted model, not a curated record
CACAACAUUUAACAGCUGCAAGCUGCAAGUUGCGGCAUUCUCGUGCAUGCUGGUGCGUGGACAGUGAAAGUACACAUUUAAAUAUUGCAAGUUUGUGAAUCAGUGCAGCGAGAUUGUGCAUUCAAAAUUUUGGAUAGUUAAUAUAUUUUGAUACUGAAAUCUUUUAUCAUGAUGUUGCGGGCUAGUACUUUGCUACUGCUUUUUUGCAUUAAUGCGGGGUUAUCCAAUGGAAUGGAGUGUUCAUUAGGACCAAAGAACUUCCUGGAAAAAGUUAUUGAUUCCUGUCCGACAAUUUUUGACACGUCUGAUAAAUCUUUCUGCUGUUUCAAUAUCGAGAACAAUAAAACAUAUUGUUGCGAUGCUACGGAAUUCGCUAUGUUAUCAUCGUGGGUCCUUAUCACAGUGAUCGUGGUAGUCGUCAUAGUGUUAUUGCUGGUAGGGUUCUGCGUAUCCUGCUUGUGCUGCGUAUUCUGCCGACGGCAUCGCAGACGUUAUCAGGGAACAGUAUACGGACACGCACAAGUACCUAGAGUUGUACAAGUAAUUCACACUCCCGCGAAUAUUCCACAACCGAACGAGUACGUUACGUAUCCGACGUUAUCAACAGGAAUGUCACAACCACCAGAAGUCUCGAACGAUCUUUAUGUGAAACAAGCACCGUAUAAUCCCAAUUAUGUUUAAUCGAGCCAACGAUCGCAAUUGAACAGUGCCAUUCUUUAAGAAAGUUCCAUUAGCAUUGCAUUUUCCUCAAACGGUACAUGUUACUUGAUUAUUCGUAGUUAUAUCAGUCGUCAUCGAGCGGACCUUUUACUCGAACUACAGUUUUAGUUUUAUCAUUUCAAC